GCGGGGAGAGGAAGACGCACUUCCGUCCGUUUUCUCUGAAAGUUCCUCAGCGUAUCCGCCUUCACACAGCUGAAGAAAAACCUUAUUUCAAAAAAAAAAUAAAAAUAAAUAAAACGUUAAUAUUUUAAGUCUUUCUCUAGCUUUUUUUUUUCUCAAGUGGGAUGUCUGCUUAUAUCCACAAUGCAGAGUGGAACAGGAGUUUACUACCAGGCAAUGCCUGCAGUGGGACCUGAUGGGAAAAAUGUGAUGAAGUUGAUUCCAGUUAAGAAAGUGAACGGCCACUUUGUUCACACACAGGUUCUUCCUUCGAGAAAUGUCUGUGUGCCUGCUCACACAUCUCCUGUGCCUUUACCCCAGAACAGAAUCCCAACACUUCAGCCAACAGCAGAUGGACGUUUCAUCUUAAAAACCCCGCUAGAAGUGAACACAGUAUUCAAUUCAGUGAAAAGUCAGCACAGAGGAUCUAAUGCCUUAUUACAAUCCUCUGCCAACCAAGUACAUGUCCCACUGAUCACCCAUAACAUGGCACAGAACACAUUGCAAUCACCCGUUCAGCCUAAUAACAAGGCUGUCAUCGUUACCAACAGUACACAGCUGCCAAACACUGUGAAACCAUCAGCACUUCCAAGUGGACAUUACCUUCAGAUCCCGUCUAAUGCCACAGUUAGAACCCUCCCUGCCUCUGCCCUCCCGUCAUCUAUCAAAAACAGUAUAUGUCACUCCACAAAUGACUCUAAUGCUGUGAAGGGGUUACCAAUGGUUCUGUACGUGUCUCCGGUCAGCUCUCUGAAAUUAGACCAACAAGCAUCGUGUCUCAAAAACCCCAGUGAGCUUCCUCAGACUUUGAGUCACACAUCUACUGCGAGCGUUGUGAAAAGCCCGGAGGAAUCCUCUAGGAACAGCCAAGGGGGCACCACUCCAAUGAAGUGGGUGGUUGAAGAGAGGGCAGGAAGCAGUGCUCCAUAUCUCAUACCCGUCACCUCGCCCAACAUGUCCUCAGACAUCUUAAAAGCAGUCAAGCAAAUGGAAUCAUCAAGGUUUCCAACCCAAGUCGCAAAAGAACCUGUGUCUACUGACAUCAGCAAAGAAACGAUUACUCCAGGAAAUGACAAUGCCCUUGUGAUGUGCAACGGUAAAGUGUACUUUGUGGCUAAGAGAAAUUCUGAAGUCACCAAGGAUAUGAUUACUAAUGCAGAAAGCAAGCUGCACCCCAGAAAAUCUCCACAGUCCCCUACUACUUCAUUAGGUACAAUUACUUCAAACGUGAGUCAAAAGCAAAACCCAAAAAGCCCGGCAGACAGUAAAAAGCCCAGUGAUAUCAUUGAUUUGUGUGAUGAUGAUGAAGAGAGCUCAACUUGCACAUCAUCUGGGAGGAUAAUUACACCAAGUGAUACAGUAAGUGAGCAUGACGAAGACUCUAAUGUGAUAUUUGUGUCAUACAUUCCACCAAAGUCAUCAGAGACCGAGACCAGCAAGGAAGUCACAGAGACGACAUCUCUGACUAGUUGUGUGAAAGAUACAGACAACACAAAAUUAGACACAGAAAGCAUGGAGACAGAGGGUGAACUGAACAGUACCUGUAGCACUGAAGUGGAUGCGAGUAAAUGUGAAGCUGUGCAUGAGAACGGACCUGCUCUUGAAAAAAACGAAGCACCGUCAGAAAAACUUGAAGUAGUUUGUGGUCAACAAACUGAUGUUACUGAAAAGUCUUUUGAGGAAAUGGUUCCAGACCAAAUACAUCAGCCUAAGAGUGAUUCUGAACUCAGACGGACUUUUGGGAUUACAUCAGAUUUGAGUGUUUCCUUACAAAAGAUAGACGUAUCUAAGGAGUCACAGGCAUGGGAAAGUCACCUACAGAACGAGAAAAGGUUAAUUAACAAACGCACACUAGACGGCAUCCGCAAACUGAUUCGCGAUUCAAAGAUUGAGACAAAAAUCAAGCAACUGAUUCAGACACAGGUGCCCAAACCUGUGAAAACUGGCAAAAGAAAACGGUUGCUGAGGAAUGGAGAAGAAAAUGGCUCGGAUACCUUUUCAUUAAGUGACGCACAUUCUUCACGUCUAUCUAACGGUUUAGUAGAAUGUGACUAUGAGAUUGAGAGUGCGUCAGCUGAACAGAGUACAGACAGUCAGGUCUUUCACACCUGUCAAGGUGCAGAGGAAGAAACCCCAUCCACCAGUGGUGCUUGUAAAGUAUCAGACAUAACCACUGAUCUCCUCUGUUCCUCCUCCAUGUUCGAGCCUGUACAAACUCAUACUGCCAAGGAUCAAAGUGACAGUCCAGAUUGUUGUUCAGGGUUACGGAAAACCCUGCCUCGUUCGAGCAAGGGGUGUGGGAAAAUGUGCACGGCAUGUCCUUGUGGAACUAAGGUAGGAGGAGUGGCUGGAAAUUCAGCAUCUAAACCACGAGAGAACCCAAAUCCCUGUUCCAGCGUUAAUUCAUCUAAAGGUGUUUCAGGUGAAUCAAACAGAGAAUCUGCAGUUGACAGAUUGGCAGAUUCGGUUUCAAGCUCAACAAACAACAACAGUGCAUCAGGAAAGUCAGGAGACGAAAUGACACAUGGCAGCCAAUCGCAUGUUAGUAAGGAAGUUAAAGGUACUUUGCCCACUGCUACCUUUUCGACAAGUCAACCAGCAAUGGCAGGAACAUGGAGUUGCAGUUCAAGGAGCACACAAGACAAGACUCGUGAUAAAUCUGCAAGCAGCCAGUCAGAAACAGGCACUCAGAAACCAAACAAACUGAACGAGGUGAAGACAAUUUCGUCCUCAGUUCAGCAGUUAUCCUAUACGAGUUAUAAAAUACCUAGCGAACUGUACUCCUCUGUACUGCUGGACCCUGAGGAGAUAAAACGACAGGAGAGAAUCAAACGCCUUAAAGACCUCCUGCAGGAGAAGGAGGCUGCACUUGAGAAGCUGAGGAAGAGCAUGUGAGAGCCACGCGAAUCUGAAUUUACUUUCGGCAGCAAGAUGUCAGUGGAGAAGUUGUCAGUAUAUGUAAAGCACAAGUCAGUGAAAGGCAGCAUCUGGUUAUGCAUACUUAAGUUUUUUGUGAUGUACUUCAGCAUCAGUUUGUUUUUUGAAUGUGUUUAUAUAUGUUGAUAUAUUUACCAUUCUCUGUAAGUUUUCUAAACUUAAAUGUGUCAUGUUCAUGAGUUUUGUUACAGGAGAGAAUGUAUGAUGGGCUAGUACAUGGCUGAAUGUGGCUUCAUUUUGCAUUUCUAAAUUAUUUAAUGUUUCAGAAGACCCGUACAUCUUUGUAACUUAGACACUUUAUAUACACGUUUCUGAAGGCUGGUAUAUACAUCCUCACUAUAUUCCAUUUUGCAUGAAAUAAAUAUUGCAUCCAUGUCAUUUUUGCUUGAUAGCAGCAUAGCUGAUUUCAAAAUGAACUUCAUACAGUGUAGUAAGGCACAUUAACUUCAUUCAGUUUGUUUUCCAAAGUUUCUGAGUUGAGGAUGUUUUGGGAUUGUUCUACAGCUUCAUUACACCUUCUUUAAUAUGUCAAUUAAAAUUCCUGUGUUUUGUA
Messenger RNA from Pangasianodon hypophthalmus (striped catfish), 3526 nucleotides. It is a transcript of the gene lrif1, whose product is annotated as ligand dependent nuclear receptor interacting factor 1. The transcript has 4 exons. The record is from RefSeq and is a predicted model, not a curated record. Gene Ontology annotation, molecular function: nuclear retinoic acid receptor binding. Gene Ontology annotation, biological process: regulation of DNA-templated transcription. Lineage: Eukaryota; Metazoa; Chordata; Actinopteri; Siluriformes; Pangasiidae. The coding region runs from base 181 to 2931 and encodes 916 amino acids.